AAUGGAGGAAACAGAUGGGCCGUGAAAAGUUUGGUAUGCUUGGCCGUGAAAAGCUUGGUCCCACAGAACAUGCACUGGUUUCCAGCAGUCUCUGGUAGUAGUUAUACAGCGAAUGAAUUUAACCUGAUCUCCCCAGUCCUGUAAAAGAGACCCAUAAAUCUAGUGAGUAACUACUGGGAACAACCUGUGGAUUGCUGGUUGUACUAUUGGACAAGAACACACAAUGAUGUCGCUACCUAAAAGCAAGAAGUGUCACGAGUGUGCAGUGACACAGUUUUCACAACCAGUGAGGCAGGGCCCUGUGAGGCCCUGUCUUAGCUGCUCAGUGUCGGUGGAUAUGGAAGAGGGCCAUCAGGCCAAUCCAUCCCUGCCUUGGUCCAGGAGUGUAAGGGGUGUGACUGAGAAUGAGGGGAAGCCUGAGUGCCUUAUGCGACAAAAGUCCAUUCAGAAAAUCAUCCACCAGGUCGACACGUGCAAGCGGAGAAAGCUAAAGCGACUAGUGGACAAGCAAGGAGCCUGCAAUGUCGUCCACAACACCAAGGUGUCCUAUGCUGUCAACUUCAUCAACGACAUCUUCACAACAAUCAUUGACUUGCGGUGGCGCUUCUUGCUCCUGUUUUUCAGUCUAGCCUACGUCGUUGGUUGGGUGGGAUUCAGUGGUCUUUGGUACUGUCUGGCGUGGCGGCACGGGGACUUGGGAUAUCGCAGCCGGGGCGAUGAGAACUUUAUGCCUUGUGUUGCCCAUGUAGACACCUACAUUGGUGCACUCUUGUUUUCCAUCGAGACACAGACAACCAUUGGUUACGGUUUCCGCUCCGUUACUGAGGAGUGCUGGAUGGGACCAUCCUUAGUUGUCAUCCAGUCUGUCUUCAGUGCACUGAUUGAUGCCAUACUUGUCGGCUGCAUAUUUGUCAAAAUCGCCCGUCCUAAAAAGAGGGCGGCUACAAUCAAGUUCAGCCAUGAAGCUGUGAUCGCCAUGAGAGAUGGUAAAUUGUGUUUCAUGUUCCGCAUUGGUGAUAUACGUAACAGCCACCUAUUUGGGGCAACGAUUCGGGCCAAACUGGUCAGACCACGCAUCACUAGGGAGGAAGAAUGCAUCCCACUUCACAGCUAUCCCAUGGACGUCGGAGAAUCUGCAGGUGAGGAUAACCUCCUACUAGUCUGGCCUCUCAUCAUCUGUCAUGUUAUUGAUGAGAAUAGCCCCUUGUACAAGUACUCUUACUUUGACUUGUUAGAUAACUCCUUUGAAAUUGUUGUCUGCCUCGAGGGCAUUGUGGAGCAAACAGGUCUACUCACGCAGGUGCGAACCUCCUAUCUCCCGUUGGAGAUCAAGUGGGGUCAUCGUUUCAGCAGCCACGUUGUGUCCAUGGCUGACACUGACGACAAGCUCAGUGUGGACUACUCGCACUUCAACAUCACCUACGCUGUGAGUGACACGCCAAAAUGUAGCGCUUAUGAGCUCGACUACAUGAAGAAAACAGGGAAGUCACUUCGGCCCAUGAUGGGGAAUGGGAAUGCCUGGGCUAGGCGAGCACGUCAGAACAAAUCUGGCAAAAGUUCAGGACCCAAGGAAUGCCGACUUUACCCAGAGCUGUUCUCUAAUGAUGAGGACUGCGAGGAAUAUGAAAAAGAGGAGGAUGACACACCACUACACAACCGAGAGGUGACAAGAUACACAUAUGUAAAUGAAAUAGACGAAUCGCCAGUUACCACACCAGUGAUAACGGGGAUGAAUGACUGGAACUUUAUGGAAUCAAAUAUCUGAAAUGUGCUCCUACAAUAAUUACUUCAUACGCAACAUUAAUUUGUUCUUUUCAUGGGCAAUACGCUGUUGAAAACGAUGCAAUCUAUACUGCAUAGAAAUCCAUGCAACGGUCAUGACUUUUACAAAAUAUCAUUAGCAAAACUACGCAAACACUGAAUAAGCAAAAUGUAAAAAAACUCAACCGCUCACCAAAAUAGUCCAACCUUUUCCCUCACAAAAAGGAACUUUGCUAAAAACAACCAGAGCUUUAACAUGUACAUGUUUGUAUUUUAACGGCAAACUUUUCGGCAAAACCUUACACAAAUCUUCAUAAGACCUAAAAUCUAAAAUAAACUUUGUUUGUCUGAUCAUGUAUUCCAUUUCUUGGUGCAAUGAGACUGGAAAAAUCUAAAAGCUUUUUCUUAAAGGACUCCAUUGAUUUCCAUGUAAUAUUAAAUUCACAAACAUCUAUUGUGGGGCUACAUUUAAAAUCUAGAAAAUGUUAAUGUCAUUAUUCUGCAUGUGUUCUCUUGGUGGAAAAACAGUAAAUUGUCAUUCUGAACAGAAAAACAAAGAAAAUCCACUUCAUCUCCGUUAAAAUUGGUUGCUUGCACUCAAGCUUAUUCAGGAACUCGCACAUGAACAUGUGUGUCACUGUAUCACUUCUUAGCUCUUCCAAGUUGGCCUGAACACUUUUGACAAUGAUCAUUUUUAUCAUAAAAAGAAAAAUUAUAAUCUUGAUUUCACAAAUUUCCUUGCAAGGACUUUAUUACUGUCAUCAAAAUCGUGACUGGCAUUCAUUUCUACAUGUUAUGAAACAUACCCUUUCAAGUAAACUCUAGCAUUCCAGAAAGAAUGUGUGUAAAGCACACUAAAAUUGGAUUUCCUUUUGAAAAUGUGCAUAUUGUUGGACUUUAUAUUGAACAUAGUAUUUAUAGCAUUGUUGCUUCGGCUGAUUGGCUGCUAUUAUAAAAGUAUUUACAUAUAUUUUCACUGAAGUUAUUUUUCAGAAGUCAGUUUUAGUUAGCAUUAAGUAUAAAUGUGUAUUUAGUUUGUAGACUGUUAAUGGGGUUCAAUUUUUUUCCCCAGGGCUAGCUUUGUUAUUAGAGGAAGGGACGAUAUUUUCAGUACAAAUUUUAAUGAUUCAAGUGAUGAAAACUAUGAAUUUGCCUUGUUCUUUUCAAAGUUGCUUGUAUAGUCUGUAUGUAUUCAAGAAUGAAUGUCGUAACAUUUUUAUUUACAAAAAUUCAUACUUUAUGUUAAUUUGAAGUAAAGCACAGCGAUUUGGUAAGCAAGAAUGUCACACCAAACUAAACUACAUGUCAUUAGAUCUGCUUUUGUUUCAACUUUCACAUGAUACGUGCUGUUCUUUGCACAAACCUUAGUAACAGAAUUUUUUAAAUCAAAUUGUUACAAUUUCAAGAAAAAGUAUGUUCAUAUGCCUGUCAAAAGACUAAAAUCCACACUAUCAUGUCUAGAAUAAACCAGAAGAGCAACAUA
Messenger RNA from Acanthaster planci (crown-of-thorns starfish), 3244 nucleotides. RefSeq names its product G protein-activated inward rectifier potassium channel 3 pseudogene. Lineage: Eukaryota; Metazoa; Echinodermata; Asteroidea; Valvatida; Acanthasteridae. The record is from RefSeq and is a predicted model, not a curated record.